CACGUAGACACAUUGAGGAAGCAUGACUUAAAUGCAUGCUGUAACGGACAAGACGCGCUGGACACAGCGGUAUUUUCGGAACCUUUACAACUGUUUGAGUGAUUGACAUUCUUUCGGAAGAUGUUUUACUCGACACAGAUUCUGGCCAAGAAGGGGCCUUUGGGAACCAUUUGGAUUGCUUCCCAUCUUGACCGGAGAUUGAAGCGCAAUCAAGUCUUCGAUACAAACAUCGCGGUGACAGUAGACUCCAUCAUCAAUCCUGAGGCCCCUUUAGCACUGCGCCUGUCGGGACAGCUACUUCUUGGUGUGGUCAAAGUGCACCAGAAGAAGGUUGGCUACCUUUUCCAGGACUGCAAUGAUGCUCUCGUCAAGAUCAAACUGGCAUUCAAGCCUGGUGAUGUAGACUUGCCGAAUGAUGGCAUUGUGGCGCCUCACAACGCCAUCACGCUGCCAGACAACUACAAUGACAUUGAGUUUCUGGGAGAUUCCUUCAACGAUGAGUCAUACUCUAUCGAUUCGGAUCGUUCCUCAUCAUUUACGCUGGGCAAGCGUGAAUCUUUUCUCCUUGCGGACGAUAUCUCCAUGCUGUUGGGUUCACAGACAUCCCUAGAUGGAGAGGAACGCUUCGAGGUGUCUGGAGAUGAGAUGGAGCGCCACAUGUCCCUCUCCCUGGACGAGCCAGAGUUGUUGCGGAGAGAGAUGCCUGCCGCGGAUGCAGCGGGCUUUGCCGGGGACGAGACCCCUGGCAGCUAUGAUGCGAAUGCUGACGAGCGCAUGGAGCCACCCCCUGACGGCAUGUUUGACAACAUGGCAACCAUGCCGGACUUUGAUGCAGCCCCGCCUUCCAGAGAGGACUUCAACGACCAGCCUCCUACUCCUGAACACAUGAACGAUGGUCUGGCAGAGCUGGACAUGCUACCAGUGCCCGAGGAUGACUUCAUCCCUGACCUGGGAGGUGCUGCGGAGACCCCGGUCCCUGCGCCACAGCGGGCGGCUGGCGGCGGCCAGAGGGAGAAGAAGCGUAGGGCGCAGCUGGACAUCAACGCCUCUGCACAGCCGGCUACCCAGCUGGACGGGCCGGCCAUUCGCGCGCUGCUGGUCAACCGCGCUCCGCUGCUGCGGCCGCGGCGCGCCCUGGCGGAGCAGCCUCUUCCCGUCGCUCACGACACCUUCCAUGUGGUAGGCUCCACAGCUCAGUACAAUGAGGAGGGUGCGGAGAAUGCCCUGCUGCGGCCAGCGCUGUCCAUGGCCAUGGCUCGCCCGCUGUACGAGGUAUACUCGCGCCGUUUUGCCACCGGCGCGACCGAGGCCGGCGUUGGCCGUGCGCGGCGGCGGAGGCGCGCUGGCGUGCAGAAAGAUGUAGAGGAAGCUGCCCCGGCCCAGGAAGCUGCCGCGGCGGAAGAAGCUGCCGACGCGCCGCCUCAGAGCCCAAUGGGAGAUGCAGCGCCUGCUGACUUUCAUCAACCGCCAAUGGAUGUCAUGCCGGAGCAUGAUGACGCUCUGCAGCAGGCCACCUCUCCAUCCCGCGCUUCUCGCAGGUUGACCAUGGAUGGGGACCAGGGCUUCGGCAACUCUCCCAGCACAAUUGGGAAGGCCAGCUUGGACAGCCUGGACACCCUUGGCGACUUGGAAGGGGGCGAGGAUGAGCCCGAUAUCGACAAGACGUCCUUCACCGCCCGCACCCAGCAUGUAGCUGCUCGCCUCAAGGCGGAGCUGUCGGGAGCGGCAGGGAAGAAGAAGAGGCGGCUGGCGAGCGGCGCGGCGGCGGCCACCGGUGGGCAGGUCAUGCUGGAUGAUCUGGUGGACGGGCACAGCCGCCUGGACGCCUGCCGCUGGUUCUUUGAGCUGCUCGUGCUCAAAACUCGCAACUAUGUUGACAUGGAGCAGCCCGCGCCCUACGGCAACAUCAGCAUUACGGCCCGCCCCAAACUGCUCGCCUCCUGAUGAGGCUCCUUUCAAGGCUGCCCUGUUGGCUGGUACAUGCCUGUAGGCGCCAAGUCUGUGCAACCCUGGGGGCUUCGCGAGUAAGGUCAGCUGCAAGUGGCGCUGCCAAUGCACAGCUUGGUGCCUGACUCAAGAGCUGCCCUGCUGCAGAAGCAUCUGGAUGUGUAUAUAAAUGGGCGAUGUCCUGCUACUCCACGACUGUCAGCACAGCGUGCAUGGCCUGCUCAUUACCAUUCAAAGCAACUCGAUGAUCCAAUUAAGCUUGUGGCUUCUGUUGCUGAGUUGCAAGGCAAUAAAUGAAUUUCGCUUGUGACCUAAUAUUUAAAACAGACGCCCUUCAUUGGCUGCCUGAGUUGCCGUUGCAUAAUUGUACAGAACUCUGCAAGCUGCCCUGUUGUGAGGUUGACUUGGAGCUCUCAGAGGCUUCAAAUUGCUGACAUUGUGAAAUUUGUUGUUGACUAAGUCACUCGGUGUCCGUGUACUGCUCAUGAGCUUAAUCGGAUACUAAUAGUAUUCC
Coccomyxa subellipsoidea C-169 is the source of this 2461-nucleotide messenger RNA. RefSeq lists its product as hypothetical. Gene Ontology annotation, biological process: synaptonemal complex assembly; mitotic sister chromatid cohesion; replication-born double-strand break repair via sister chromatid exchange. The record is from RefSeq and is a predicted model, not a curated record. Bases 121 to 1944 code for a protein of 607 amino acids. The transcript has 11 exons. Gene Ontology annotation, molecular function: protein binding; chromatin binding. NCBI's taxonomy places the organism in Eukaryota, Viridiplantae, Chlorophyta, Trebouxiophyceae, Coccomyxaceae. Gene Ontology annotation, cellular component: synaptonemal complex; cohesin complex.